Molecule: messenger RNA, 1281 nt
Organism: Salvia splendens (bonfire salvia)
Lineage: Eukaryota; Viridiplantae; Streptophyta; Magnoliopsida; Lamiales; Lamiaceae
Exons: 6
Coding region: 423-1112 (229 amino acids)
Biological process (GO): regulation of DNA-templated transcription
Cellular component (GO): histone deacetylase complex
Molecular function (GO): protein binding; transcription coregulator activity
Source: RefSeq, a predicted model, not a curated record
GUUCCGAGUACUUGCGGGUUACCUAUUUCGCCACCCUUAGCUACUAAAAUUUCGAAAGUGGCGAAAAACUAGAUAUUCACUGCAAUUUAGUAGAAGCAGGUCGUUACCAAAAAUCCACUUUCAUCCUCUCUCCCGAGAUUCAAAUUUGAUUACCCUCUCUAUUUUAGUUUUGUAUGCUUAAUUCUCGUCGUCGUCCAUUGCCAUUGUCGGUUGCUUUCCCUCCGUAAACAACGGAAUUUAUUCAGAGCUCGAAGUUUCUGCGUGCAUUUCGGUAUUGAAGGGGCUCGAAGAUUAGUUAGUUGAAGCAAUUCUUGAUUUUCCCAACUUCAGAAAUUGGAUUGGUUUACAGUGGGGAGCCAAGAUUAGUUAGUUGAAGUAAUUCUUGAUUUUCACCAGUUCAGAAAAUUGGAUUGGUUUACAUUAUGCUGCGAAAUUGGGCUCUGAAAGAAAAAAAAUCACAUGGAAUUAUCUGUAUUUUCUUGAUUGUAACAACACUGAUCAAAAGAGGGAUUGUCAUGAUAUGCAGUAUUUGUUUGCUGCUAAUUAGGAUACUGGCUAUGGAGUCGAGCUCUUCUUGGGUUUCAUCUCCUUCCCUCGACGAAAACAGCGACGAGGAGCUGCUGCCUGGUCUUCCCAGGCAUACAAAGGUUACUAUCACAGGGAAUAGCAGAACAAGGAAAGAUUUGGUGGGUAUGGAAGGAGUUGUCACGAAGGCCGGUGGUAUUGGUGGUUGGCAUUGGCUGCUACUGAGUAAUGGUGAAAAGGUCAAGCUUCAAAGGAAUGCUCUGACUGUAUCAGAACCACCUACUGGAAAUGAAGAAGACGAUGAUAUUGAUGAUUCAGCCAGUGGCUCUGAUACGAACCAUAGCACUUGCAAAGAGGGAGUUGAUCUGGCAAAGCUUAGUAGUGAAUCAUUGAGGAGAUACUGUGAAAAGUACCACCUUGUUGAUAUUGCUUCCAACCCUACCAAGGAACAACUGAUCAAAGCUGCCCAGGAGCAUUUUUCAUCACAGAAAGUGGACGGGGACGAGGAGGAGCAAGUGAUUACUGAGUUUAGUAACGCGGCAAAGAGAUUUCAGUUGGAAAAAGAUGAAGAGAAGGGAGGAGAGUGAUUGCUGAGUCUGGUUGCCUCAUCAGUGCCUGUAAUGUAUGUAUAUUCAAAGCACUUGUUCAACUAAAUUUUUGUGCAUCUCUAAUUAUUCAAUAGCUGUGCAUGAGUAUGGAUGUAUAUUCUAACAUGGAUUGCUAACCAUUCAUUAAGGGGCUUGUUCACUCAAUCUA